UUUUUUUUUCUUUUUUUUUUUUGGUUUUUCUUUCGACUCCUACCACCUGCAAACGGAGUGAAACCCCAAUUCGUUACUGCUGCAGCACACUCUUCAUUCGAUUCCUCCAUAUUUCUCUUCAAGCUAUUUCUCCAGAUUUUCAUUUAAAUCGUAAUUUUAGGCGUCCAAAGGUAAGUUCUUUUACAAAUUUUGAUAAAAUUAAUAAAAUUUCUGGACUGGUUUUGAUUGAUAUUCAUUCAGAUUUGUCGUUUAUUGGUCUUACUCAUUUUUUUUCUGUUCAAAUUCAUUGCUUUUUUCUAGUUUUGUUGUUAAACAUUAUUGUUUUUCAAUUGGGUUUUUUAUUUAAUUUUUCCGGUGGCAACUAUUCAGUACAGUCAAACAGUCCGUUUGGGGUAACCCGUUCCCGGUUGUCCGUUACAACCAUUGGCUUCUUUUGCUUCACAAACCUAAUUUUCAUUGGAUAGUCAAUAUCUUUCAUGCCUAAACAUGGUUAUUUGUUGAUGGUGAAAUUCUUUGAACUUUGAAUGCCAAAACUUUUGGUGGGAUUUGCAAUUGGGUAAUUGAGAACUCUUAUAAGCAAUUACAAUGUAAAAUUGUUUUGGUUUAGGUCUUGAGGAUUUAGAAUUUUGGGUGAUGUUCAGAAACAUUGUUCACCUAAUCUGCUAAUUAAUCUGUUCUAUGAAUUUGGCAAAACUCAAUUUCUGGGGAUAUGGCUUUGGCAUUGUUGUUUUAUGAAUUGGAAUUCGCUCAAAAUGGCCUAAAUUCUUUUUUUUCAAUUGAAUUUUGUCAGAGAUUAGCGAAUUAGAUAAUACGGGUAAACGCAUUUAAAAAUAAUUAUGCUGAUUCUAGUUUGCUUGGUGGCAUUGUUUUUCAUGUAGUAGUAGAAGUAUAUUACACAGAGCAAUCAAUAAACUAGACUUCUUUAUUGUUUUUGACUAGAAUUUCUAUUUUCUUGGUUGCUCGUUUAUGUAGUCUUUAUGGUUAAAAUUGUUGAUCAGGGGUGAAUAGCUUGAUUAUUGAAGGGAAAGAGGAGAAGAAGCGAAGGUUCGAGAAACGGUUGAACUUUUAUUGAGGUCGUAAUUGACAUUAUUUUGAUCCCAUCGCCAAGUAUUGUCACAUUUUACAUAGAGAUUGGAUGUAUGAUAUGAUUUGCAGUUUUGGCAAACAUCGAUCUGUCUAUAGAGCUCUUAUAUCUAGAUUUGUUAAAGCAGGACUUAUUGACCAAGCGAUUGAAACUUUUGACAAGAUGAUUAGUUCGAACUGUCGAGUUUUUAGUAUAGAUUACAAUCGUUUUAUUGGGGUGCUUAUUAAGCAGUCCCGUCUUGAUUUAGCCGAGUAUUAUUACAAUACUAUGAUUCCACAAGGGUUUUCUUUGAUUUCUUUUACGUAUUCGAGAUUUAUAUGUGCCUUGUGUGAGGUGAAGAAUUUCGAGCUGAUUGAGAUUCUUCUAAAAGACAUGGAAAAGCUGGGAUCUGUUGCGGACAUAUGGGCCUACAAUAUUUAUCUACAUUUGUUGUGCCAGGAAAAUCAAACAGAUUCAGCUUUAAGCUUAUUUGAGGACAUGAUGCAGAAAGGAAGACAACCUGAUGUUGUAACAUAUACUGUACUUGUCAAUGGAUUGUGUAAGGUAGGACAAUUUGACAAUGCAAUUGAGAUUUGGCAUACAAUGAAAAAGAAUGGAUUGCAUCCAGACGAUAAAGCGUGUAGGGCUUUGGUUCUUGGUUUAUGUGGUGGUGGUAAAGUUAAUUUAGCUUACGAUCUUAUAGUAGAUGUGAUAAAACGUGGAGCGCCUGUAAGCAUAUUGGUCUAUAAUACUCUUAUAAGUGGGUUUUGUAAGAUUGGUCAGAUUGAUAAAGCACUAGCUAUCAAAUCAUACAUGAAGGCGAAUGGAUGUGAGCCAGAUCGAGUCACGUUCAAUAUAAUUCUGGGGUAUUGCUGUGAUCACCUUUUGCUCGUGAAGGCUGAAAAACUGAUGGAGACGAUGGAAAGGAAUGGGCUGGAACCUGAUAUAUAUAGCUACAACCAAUUUCUGAAGGGUCUUUGUAAAGCGAAUCGUCUGGACAAGGCCUACUUGUUGCUCGAUGUGAUGGAAGUGAAAGGAUUAUGUGACGUUGUCUCGUAUAAUACCAUAAUUCAGGGACUAUGUAAUGCCCAUAAUAUCAUAAGGGCUUACAAGAUUUUUGAGGAAAUGUGUCGCAAAGGAAUUGCCCCGAAUACUAUGACAUUUACCAUUCUCAUAAAAUUUUUUCUUAGAGAAGGUAGUUCCAGUAUUGCGGAGCAGCUUCUUAAUCAAAUGACAGGAAUGGGCAUUCUUCCGGAUUGCGUUCUGUAUACCACUCUUAUUGAUCAUCUUUGCAAGACAGGAAAAGUCGACGUGGCUCAGAGGUUUUUCUACGACAUGGUAGAGAGUGGGACAACUCCUGAUGUAGUUUCAUACAAUACUAUUAUAAGUGGGCUUUGCAAAGCUUCUAGAACGGAAGAAGCUAUGAGUUUGUUCACCAAUAUGCAAAAGCAAGGUCCUUAUCCGGACGAGGCGACAUUCAAAUGGAUUAUAAAAGGGCAGAUACAGGAAAACAAAAUUCCAGGGGCUUGUGUUUUGUGGGACCAAAUGAUGGAAAAGGGAUUUACUCUAGAUGGGUUAACCUCUAAAAGGCUAAUUAAUGCACUCAAUUCGAAAGGAAAUUCAUAAUCAAGUGGGACUUUUCUUAACUAUCGGCGAGGAACUUAUUGAUUUGGGCACAAGUAGCUUUUCAGUUAUGUCUGUUUAUUCAUCAGCAACGUCUGGAAAAACUGUACACGGGGAAGUUAAGACACGCCACUGGUUUCAUUGGUAUAUUUUCCUUGAGGUUCAACUCAAAUUUAGUAACAAUGGAAGUAUGUUUGAAGCAGGGAUGAUCUAUCUCACUGCAGCCAAUAGCUAUGGUUUCAUCUCUAAAAGGACUUGAUCAAUUGAGGCUUCUUUGGUGAACGAAUUUCAUUGUACGUAUUGGGUUGGGCCAUAAUGGAAAAUGAUGCAAAGGCUCUUAUUGAUUAUUUGUAUCGGAUAACUCAUCCUGCCAUGCUCACUACAAAAAGUUUCAUGUUUUCUUUUGCAUUUGUGUGACAUAUUAUGCUAUAAAAGACGGUGGCACUGCCAUCGCGUCAUAGAUUGUUGGAAGCGCUCUCAAGAUGAGAAGUUGUUCAUCAAAUCAUGCUGCAAAGAAGAUAGCAAUCAACAAGGGUGGCAUCGUCUCAAAGAUUUUGGUAACGAGCUCGAACAAAUAUCAAAGAUUUGAAUCAUUGUAUGAGUUUCAUGUUUCAUCGACAUAAUUAACCAUGCAUUACCCGAUGUUAUCGAGUACUCUAUGUAAAUUAGUCUAUCUUUUGGAUUUUUUGUAUGGAAUAACUAACGAGCUACUCUUGUGAGAGCUCGUCUCCGGUAAGACGACCUCAAAACAAUCGCACAGUGAUACCAUCUCAUUUUGCAACAACUAAUAGAUGGGGUGUUAUCUUCAGAGUUUUCUA
Messenger RNA from Amaranthus tricolor (Joseph's coat), 3504 nucleotides. RefSeq names its product pentatricopeptide repeat-containing protein At1g13040, mitochondrial. Bases 1136 to 2689 code for a protein of 517 amino acids. Lineage: Eukaryota; Viridiplantae; Streptophyta; Magnoliopsida; Caryophyllales; Amaranthaceae. Gene Ontology annotation, molecular function: protein binding. The transcript has 4 exons. The record is from RefSeq and is a predicted model, not a curated record.